Messenger RNA from Amoebophrya sp. A120, 3765 nucleotides. NCBI's taxonomy places the organism in Eukaryota, Dinophyceae, Syndiniales, Amoebophryaceae. The record is from the annotation of a GenBank genome assembly.
AAAAACGCGCGCCAUCAUGGGACUAAUCCACCAUUUCUGUGGGCGGUUUCUCGCCAAGGGUGGUUCUUCCGCGGGCGACAAGGCGUCUGGCGGGGAAAAGGGCGGCGCAUCGGCUGCGAAAGAGAACAAGCCGGGGGAGGUGGAGAUGACGAAGAAACCCGCAGACGCAAAAGCAGUAGACGACGACUUGAAAGAUUUGUCAGAAAAACCCCUUGUCGCGGCGCGGAAGUACUUUGAGCACGUUCCUUUAGAUUCCCUCGACAUGGAGGCAAAAAAGACCGUGAUGGCCUACCUUAAUGAGGGCAACGAGGGGUUCGGGGAGUCUUCGAACCUGGACGUGAUCCUCUAUGCGCUCUUCGCGAUCUCCUACAUCUACUUUGUGAACGCCUUCGUGCAGGUGGGCGACACGUUCAACUUGAAGCGGACCACAGCGGAGACGCUCGAGCAGCAGACCUACUCCGUGCAGUAUGCCGACGGGAACGUUUUGUACAAAAACCUCCCCCAGGUGAACACACUUACGGGGAUACAAGAGUGGAUCCAGUACGCGAUCAACCCAGUUUUCUUUUCUUCGAUCGCGACAAGAGGGGACACGGAUGAAUCGGGCGAAAAGAACUACUACAACCCGGUGCUAUCGCAGACCACCAUCCUGCACGACGUGAAAGAUGACGUGCCGAGUUUUGACGCGAAAUUGCAAGCCGCGAUUUCGGACAAACUGAUACCGUUCUUCGACCCCACAAGCAGCACCGCGAUCGGCGCCAACAUUUUGACGCAGAAAACCAAAUCCGCGCUCUGCGUCAACGGGUACAACUGCCUGCUCAAAUCCGAAUUCGCACUCGCAAGGCUCCUGGUGUACGAAAACGAGUACCCCGUGGAGCUCGCGUACGACCACGCACUGCUCUCCUCCCAAGCGACCUCGCUGUUCGCCUUGCGGCAGAAAGCGCUCUCGGGCACGGGGUGCAUCCCCGGCCCGACGCCGCCGGUGAAGCCGCACGCCGCGGGCUUUGAGUACGGGUCCUUGGACACGACCACCACGGUGGCGCCGAACGAGCGGUAUUGUGAGGAGGAUUUGAACGUAUUUCCCUUCUGCUACUACCGACUGGACGGGCAGGAGGACGGGUACGGAAAGGCGGACUGGGACGCGACAACAGAUGGGAAAAACCGGUGGGAAUGUCUGCUCCCCACCGACUUGACGCUGUUCAACCAAGUCCUCGACGUGUACAGCCACCAAGAUUUGAUUCACCUGCACACCAAGAAGGUGGUGUUGCAAUUCGCCACCUACAAUUCGCAAGCGGACACCGUAGUGGAGUCGGAGCUGGAGUUCAAAAUCUCCAAGGGCGGGCAAGUCGCGCACGAGAUUAAGACGUCCGCGUUCCAGAUCUUCCCCACCUACGUGGAGACUUCGAAGGGACUGAUGACGCUGGUGGCGGGCGGGAUCUACUUGUUGCUGACCGCGUACUUUUUGAUCCAGGAAAUCCGGGAGAUCAUGGAGGAGAUGGCGCAGAAGAAACUUCUGUUCAACAAACCCUGGCAAGUAUCCCUCCGCGAGCACUUUUCCGGCGACUUGUUCAACGCACUGGACAUCGUUUCCAUUUGCAUCUCCUUCGCGGGGAUUGGGGUCUACUCGAUUUACGUGCUGGAGACGUUCGCGUUCGAAACGGAGUACAGCCGGCUGAUCUGCAAGGGGAAGUUGGACUACCAGUGUCCGGAACUGCCUCCCUCCCACCCGCAGUACGCUCUGGAGAACCAGCAAACCCGGACAAAUUACGUGAAUUUCAUCGAGAUGGUGCACUUGAUCACGAAAGAUAGCUUACUUUACAUCCGCGUGUCCGCAAUCAACACGAUGCUGAUCGGGCUCAGGAUGCUCAAGUUCGUCCGGAACAGUCCGCGGAUGAUAAAACUCAACACCACUCUCUUCAUAUCCUGUGUAAAAACGUCCCCACAGCAUGGUUGUCAUGCAACUCUGCAUACUUAAAAUGUUUCUCAUGCGGAGCCCCAUGAGAAGCAUUUUCUAAUGCGGUUUGUAAAUCUGUAAUGCGCCAAUCAGCAUGAGAUACUAGAUCUGUAAUGCUGCUUAGCUAGCUCAAAUAGCACUACACUACGCGUCCAAAUUUGUCAUGCGAAACGGCCAAAGCUUAUGGAUUUGUCUAGCGGAUUUCCCAUCUUGACUCUGGGGUGGGGACAUUUUUACUCAGGAUACUUCAGCGCCGUGGGCGACACGAUCUACCUCGUGCUGAUGCUGUUCAUCAUCAUGAUGGGAUUCGUCGUGCUGGCGAACCGGGCGUUUGGUGCGAAAUACGGAAAAUUGUCGGAGUUACUGUCCGCCUUGUACUACCUGAUGGAUUUCAUCAUUGGGAACAUCGAGUACAAGCCACUGGAGAAGGUGGACAGUUUGAUGGUGGUGUUUUUCGUGUUCCCGGCGAUCUUCUGCUUUCACUUUGUCCUGCUCAACAUGUUUUUCGCCAUCACGGAUCGGUGGUACAUCGUCGUGGUGUCCGAAGCGGAGGAAGUCCCGAGUUUCAACUGGAAAAGGAGGCUGAAGCCGUACUUCGGGGCCAUUUUCUCCUGCAUCGAGUGGGACGAGGAUUUCGAGAUGGCCCGGAAUCCGGACGGCGCGAUAAAGCCCAAGCCGCCGAGUCGGAAGAAGGUGGUGGAGGAGAUGAAGCGAGAGGUGGAAUUUUUGGUGAAAAACCUGCAGAAAAGGCUGCUCGCGCAGGGGAAGAAAAUUGGGAAAGACUUGGAGCAACUGCUGGGUGCCAAAUCGGCCUCGGUUCUGUCCGGCGGCAUGUUUGCCGACGACGAGGGCAAGCCGGAGCACGGGACCAUGUUGAAGCAGCUGCUGCCGCACAAUCUGCAGGACGAAAAGAUCCACCAGGUGACGGACUGGAGUUCGAAGUUGGUGCACAACUUCGUACAGAAGUACCACGCGGAAUUUUUGGAGCACGGGGAAAACCUCCACGAGUCGCCGGAAAGCCGGCACCAGCGGCUCACGGACGCCCUGAUGCAGGACAUCGUGAUUGCGCGGCGCAAGGCGUCUCGACUCGAGCAGGAAGUGCGGAAUUCCGCCGAGGUGUACACCCGGGCGGCGACCUCGGACCAGAUCACGAUCUGCAAGUACAUCCACUGCCUGGAGGUGAAUUUGGAGCAAAUUUUGACGGAAAGGCAGUCUUUGGAGUUUGCGAUAAAAGAUUUGGUGUCGUUCGAGCACGCGGAGACGGGGGGCGGCGGCAAGGGGAACGUGUUCGGCCGCGCGGGCGGGAAGGCGGGUGGGAUGCUGGGGGACAUCUCCUCCGCGAGGUCAAAGGAAGACGGCGCGGGGUCGAAGCAAGCCAGCAACACAGCCCGGUCGAAACAGGACACGGCGCGGAGCGGCGGCGCGGGUUCCGCAGCGGCGGAGGCGACGGCAGAUACCGGGUUCGCCAUCAUCGCGCAAGACGCCGAGGGCCCGCCCGUGGUUGCGGAAUUGCAGCACAAAAAGCAGGGAAGAAAGAAAUUGAACGACACGCUGGCCAGCCUGAACCUGACCGCAAAGAAACUGAGGCGGGAGCAGGAAGCGACGAGCGCUGCAAAUUCGCCCGGACCGCAGGGGUCGUGAUAGAAAGCCAAUAGAGGAAGAUAGCCGAGUUAUGUUGUACAAGUGCUACACAAAGCUUCUUAAGUUGGUGAACAGUUAGAGAUUUCCAUACUGGUUUAUGAGUCAAAUUCAAAUUUAUGCAAGAGGUUGACGUGUGUGAAUAUUAGAGUUGAUACUAAAGAUGUCUGCAAAGC